AGAUAAAUCUCCUGAUGCAGUGUGGAGGGAAUUUGUGUGGGGAGCAAUUGCAGGCGCAUUUGGCGAAGGCAUGAUGCAUCCAGUUGACACCCUGAAAACAAGGCUUCAGAGUCAAGCUAUAAUGUCAGGCGCUAAGGCUCAGAAGAAUAUUUUUCAGAUGGUCAGGACAGUUUGGGCUUCUGAUGGACUGAGAGGUUUCUACAGAGGAAUUAGUCCAGGCGUUACUGGUUCACUUGCUACAGGUGCAACAUAUUUUGGUGUUAUUGAAUCAACAAAGACAUGGCUGGAGAACAAUAAUCCCAAUCUUAGUGGUCAUUGGUCUCACUUUAUUGCUGGAGGAAUUGGAGAUACACUCGGAUCUUUUAUCUAUGUGCCUUGUGAAGUUAUGAAGCAGCGGAUGCAAGUCCAAGGCUCUAGCAAAUCUUGGGCAUUAAAUGCUACAAAAGGAAAUGUUUCUCAAUCUCCUGGCACUCAGAUGUAUGGGUACUAUAAUGGAAUGUUCCAUGCUGGCUCUUCUAUCUGGAGAGAUCAUGGUGUGAAGGGACUCUAUGCAGGAUAUGGGUCUACGCUUGCCAGGGAUGUCCCGUUUGCUGGCCUAAUGGUAACUUUCUAUGAAGGGUUGAAAGAACUUACUGUGUAUGGGAAGAGGAAGUAUUUGCCAGACAGUGAUUUACAAGUCAGCAACUCUUUUGAAGGGCUUGUUCUAGGAGGAUUAUCAGGCGGUUUUAGUGCAUACUUGACAACCCCCUUGGAUGUCAUCAAGACAAGACUUCAAGUACAAGGAUCAACAACUAGGUACGAUGGAUGGCUGGAUGCUAUAAAAAAGACAUGGAAUGCUGAGGGAGUGAAUGGCUUAUUCAAGGGAAGCGUCCCUCGGAUAAUAUGGUAUAUACCCGCAUCUGCAUUCACGUUCAUGGCGGUGGAAUUCCUGAGAGAGCAUUUCAACGAGAAGAUCGAUAUGGAUGCGGAGACGGCCUUGAACUAGCCUACCUGCUGAGUCUGAGGCUGAGGUGCAAGAGAGAAUUGACCCAGAGGAUUUUUUGGUUUGUCUGACAGCGAGUUCCAUUUGGCUAAUGCAGGAGUAGAUAUGCAUUUUCAGCAAUGCAGAAACAUAUGUAGGUAGAAGAGAGGAGUAGAGCUGGCUGUCCUUCGUUAAGUCGGAGAUUUUUGGGAGUUAGAGACCAGCCGUCUUGGAGCUAGUUGCCUGUACCGAUUCCGUUUGUAGCCCCUACCAUUUUUGCCACAUUGAAGAUUCUAAAUGCAGUUACCAUUCCUUGUGUU
Molecule: messenger RNA, 1281 nt
Organism: Triticum dicoccoides
Lineage: Eukaryota; Viridiplantae; Streptophyta; Magnoliopsida; Poales; Poaceae
Product: mitochondrial substrate carrier family protein E-like
Exons: 8
Coding region: 71-985 (304 amino acids)
Source: RefSeq, a predicted model, not a curated record